AUGGCCGACUCGGAGUCGGACGAAGAUAACGAUUUGAAGAAAGGAGAAAAAAGAAGACAAGACAGCAGUAAUGAAGAUUCUGAUGAAGAUUCAUACUCAGAAGAUGAUGCAGAUACAUCAGAUGAAAGCUUUGACGAGAAUAUGGUUGGCCUUUAUUCUUGUUUUAAUCAUCAGCUUUUGUGUACACUUGCAACCUCUCAAAAAACAAAAAAACACGUGAUUGUAUGAUAUGUACUGUUUCUUGGUCAUUUGAUAGGAGAUUCCUGUUGAAUUUGAAGCCUUUCCGCCAACAGAAGAAGAUUUCAAUGGGAUACGAUGUCUUUUGCAACAGGUGGGAUGAACUUUUUUUUAUGACCAUUAACUGUACUGUAAAAUAUAGCUUGUGGUUUGGAUGAAAAAUGCAAGCUACGUACAAAGCAAGGCUAAGGGUAUGAGAAAUUUACUUAAUCUGAGACACGGGUGACUGGUUAAUAUUAGUCUUUCUCAAGGAUGGUUGACCAUGACCCCUGAAGCCUCACCUCUUUGCAGACAUUGUUCUAUGUUUAUUAUUCAUAAUCUAAUGAUUAUGGUUUGUUUACAUUUCUUUUUUCAGUUAUUUCAAAAGAGUGCUGUUAAUCUUUCAAAGCUUUGCGAUCUGAUCAUUUCCCAACCAGAAGUUUCUACAGUUAUAAAGGUAUGUCAAUAAUAAUUUUCAAUGAAACUGUAAUAUUAUUAGAAUGAUGUUCAAAUCAUGAUUUUUUGUGAUCUAUAAUGUUACUUUGAUUUGAAAGGUUGUCAAUGAUGAAGAUCAAGAAAGCAAUGGUGAAAGUAAAGAUCAUGACGAGGAAACUCAUGAAUCAGAAGAAGAUGUGUAUGGUGUUACAACAGUAGUUAAUUUGAAAAAGCAUCAAGUGAGAGCAAAGAGCAUGAUGUGUUAUUGACCCUAUCUAACUUUGUUUUGACUACAACUUACGUUGUUUUGUUUCCUCUCUUCGCUCUUACAAAGGAUAAUGAUGCUGUUAGGGAGCUAAAAAAGUUUCUGUUAGAUAACUGUAAAGAGUCAGGAUCAAAAGAAACAAGAGAAGAGUUCACGGAGGUGAUGGAAGGACAACAUGCCAUUGGAUUCCUCAUUAAUGAACGCUUCAUUAAUAUCCCACCACAGAUUGCCGUACCCGUCUACAAAACAUUAAGGUAAGAACUUUCUUUAUUUCAGGGGGGGUGAUACCCUAGGUAGCAGAGUUUUUUUUUUCUCGUGUGCAGCUGGAUGCUUCGGUAUUGGCCAUAGGCCAACAGACCUUUGGUGGAUAAAAAAAAUCAUUAUUAAUAGGACUUUUUGGAUACUUGCUGAUCUCACUUGAUUAAAUCGCACGCACAGUCCAGCAAUGUCAGUAAAGCUGUAACGACAACAAUAUUCUAUUCCCAGUCUACAAGACUUGUCAGUUGUUUGCCUUGUGGUCGCCCAUUUUUUUUAAUUCUUGCUGAUACGUUCUGUCAGUACUGUUUCAAAACUUUCAGCAUCGCAAGAACACAGUACAUUGUCAACUAUUCUUGUCUAUCAAUGAAUUAUAACAUCUGUACGAUUCAAAGUCCCUUAGGUUGUCAUUAGGAUCUAAUCAGAUAUUGUGUCCAAAAUCUGGACCAUAGUGAUUUAACUGUGCUUACAACUGGCUUAGGCCCGGUUCAGGCGCCAAACUUUUCAUGAGCCAAACCUAAUACAUUGUAUUAAGUUCAUGAAAUCAUCAAUUAGGAACACCUGUUUCAAUUUGGAAUGGCUCAGCCGCUCUUUUUGCCUAGCCUGACUGGGAAUUUCGCCUUUGGAGCAACUUUAGAACGGCUUUGAUUCAGAUGCCGAACUUUUCAUGUACCGAACCUAAUGCAUAAAAUAUUAUAAUGUAUUUCGUAAGCAGUUUGACCCAAAUGAGCAUUUUUCGCCUUUUGAAUUCGAACUUACAUGAAGUUCAGCUGCAAUUGAGAUCAGCGUCUGAAUCAAUUCAGCCGGUUUAUAAUUAUGUAAAUAAAAUGGGUCAGCCUUAAUUCAAAUUAGGUGCGGCUCAUGAAAAGUUAGGUGUCUGAACUGGGCCUUAGUGCUAUCAAAGCGAUAGCGCUCUGGUCUCAGGGGCUUUUUGCGUGGGUCACCAGAAAGACUUGUCCAAAACCAGAAACCUUACAUGAAAAGUCACGCACCCAGGGUAACUUGAGACAGCUUAAGGAUGACUAAGAUUAUUAAAAACUACAUGUAACUGAACUAAAAAUACUGUUGAAUGAACUAAUGGUAUGACUCUUUCUCUAGUCUGUGUAAAGGACGUGGUCAGUCUGUAAAGAAUGCUUUUAUUAAUCACAAAUAAAAAGAUGAUAAAGUGGUGUUUAAGGUCAACCCAAAAUUUCCCUCCAAAGAUUGUUAAAAAGAAGUAUUUUGAGUUGCCAGAUCCUUGAAUCAUGCUAAUUUGCUGGUUGGCCUACCAGUGUAACCUCAUUCUCUCCAACAUUGAAGUGGUAGGAAGCUGCUAGGAAAGAAUGUUUAACCCCUUAAGCCCCAAUAUCCACAUACGAAUUCUCCAAACUGAUCUCUAUACAUUUCCUUAAAGAAUGCGUUGAGAGAAUUUGAUAAAAGACCAAAACAUUUCUCUUAGGUGAUCAUUUUAUUAAUUCUCAUAACCUAAUCUCUUGACAGUCUAAGGAUAUGGUUAGGAGAAAAUUGAUGUUGGUCACCACUGGGACUUAAAGGGUUAACAAAAAAGUGGUUUGACCAUCUUUGGUUGUUGUAUUUCAUCUCUUUAAGCCAGUGCUGACUGCAUUGCUGAUUGUUCAGACUUUCAUAGCACUAGCUUCCAUCCAACUUCACAUUUAAGUGUUUGGAGUUCAGGUAUCUAAUGGAUACUUUUUGUUUUCUUAGAUCUGAACUGAAGAAGGUCCAUAAAAAGGUAUGUGUUUUUAGCCUUGGAUACAACUGCAUGUAUAUACAUUGUCAAGUACAUGUGUGCUUUAUCAUGCAUCUGUUUACAACAGUAGAGCCAAACCUAAUUCUUUUGACCCUCUAAACAAUAAAUUACAAAAGCCUCUCUUUCAUAGACAGUUCUCUUGGUUGUGAUGAUACCAAACUCCAUACUAUUCCUGUCUCUUUCAUACACAUCACUUUAAAAUAAAAAGGAGAGAUAUAUGUGUUUUUGACCAAGCGUGAGGUCAAGAUGGCUGUAUAUUGGCCAAGUUCUUGACCUAAUAGGCUUGGUCAAUAGAGGAUUUAUUAUCUGGCCAAAAAGGGACCAAUGCAGGAAAUCUUGAGCGGGCAAGAUGGGCCCAUCGUGGCUGCGCAGGUAGCCUAUCAGAAAAGAAUGCAGGAUUCACUUCAUCUUGCCUGCUCGCAGAUUCAGCCAUAUAACUAGAAAUAUGUGUAUCGCAGAAUCUCGCAAAGCUCUGGGGAGGCCCUUAAAAUGUCAGGGAUGGGAAGGCGGGAGAGAAAUGGAGUAAAUAGUGUAACUGGGGAAGGCAGGUUUCAACACUGAUUCUAAUACUGGAAGGUGAGAUGUACUUAAUCUCCUUUUGGUUGGAGUGAAUUUGAACCGAGUGCUCUGGCUUUAAAAAAAACCUUCUGGGAUUUAAAUGGGGUUGCUGUUGUCAAGGAAGGGUUGCCAAUGUUUUGUAGGUCCUGUGUUUACCCCAUUUGACCCUCCUACAUGUGUAAUAAUAUUAUAGUCAGCCAUGUAAUAAACACUCUGUCCUUUUUGUGUUACCUCCAGUGUGUCACUAUAUUACAUAUCCUUUUUUUUUUUUUUUUUUUUUUUUUUUUUUUUUUUUUUUUUUUUUUUUUUCUCUUUUUUUUCUUCAUUUUUUUUUUUUCUUUUUUUUUUUUUAUAUUUAACUUCUCUUUUUUUUUUUUCAUAUAUAUCGAUUUUAGCUUAACCUUUUUAUAUUUUAAUUGUAUUAUAUAAUAUACAUCUCGUAAUUAGGACCUCUAUGUAAACCACUCUUGUGAUGGAGCAUCCUAUUAAAAGAUUGUUUAUCCUUUUUUACUUACCUCAAAAUAAAAUAAUUAUUAAUGUUCUAGGGUCAGGAUACACCUCUUUCUUAUUUCAUAAUACUGUGCAAGACAUACAAAGAUAUCGAAACAAAAACAAACAAAAAAGGAAAAAAGGCUAAGAAGCCCAAAGUUCAGGAGACAACAAAGUCCCUGGAUUUUAUCAAUGUUGAAGAUGAAAUGUUUCUUAAGGUAAGAAUCAAUUAGGGCGACUAUCAAGAUAACAAUAUCUGUAUGUGCAAAGAGAUUAUUAUUGAGAUGAUCUGAAGGGAAACAAAAAUAUUAUACUUUGAGUUAGCGGGAGUUUCAAGUUAUUGAGGGUUUGAGUUACCAUGGAUAAAAUUACAGUAAAAGUAUGAGGGAAAUUGAUUUUGGUUUGAGUUAGCGUGAGGUUCUAGUUAGCAAGGGUUUGAGUUAUCGUGACUCAACUGUAGGUCAUUCUGCUGGCUUCAACCUACAUAUUUCUUGGGCGGCUCUUCUGUUAUGCCCAGACCAAUCUGCCCCCCAAAAUUUAUAGUUACAAGAACUUUAUGUGUGAAGAUGUCAUAUUAUCAGGGGCACCCAACGAGAGUAUAGUUCAAAACCACAUAAACAUAGCAUUGUUGAACAUACUUUAGUAUUUAAACGGUAGAUAAAGGCUUAUUUUUAUCCCCUAAAAAUUUUUUAUCUGUUUGGAUUUCCAGCUGAAAGUAUAGUGAUCCGAAAAUUAUAGGGAUCAAAAUUUACCUGUUUGAAAAUUUCAGCCAGAAAAAAGGCUCCCGAAAAUUCUAGGUGACGUUUUUAGGGUAAAAAUCCGUUAAAAAUGGGCAAUAAUACGAUUUUUUUGAAGUUCGAAAAAUCCUAGGAGAGGCAGGCAAGCAAGAAAUUUGUCAGAAAAUGAUCCGAAAAUUCUAGACCUCAAAUCGUCUUCCAAACAGAUAAUUUUCCGAACAUUGUCGUUGGGUGCCCCUGAUAUUAUGUUGGCACAUAUUUCGGAAUGCCUAUCACAGACACCAGGGAUUACAUAAAUAAUUGUGAAUAAGUAAAUGGAAGAUUAAACUCAGUAGUAUUGCCUGAGCUAAAAUCAGAUUUUCUUCAAUUCAACCAUUUCAAGAGAAACUCGGCCUUGAAAUGCAGACGUACAUCCUUUCUUCACUUCUCUUCCCUUUGGGUGGAGAGAAGCGCAUUAGCAGGCUAAAGAAGUAGACUUGCCACAAGUAGACUGCAUGAGUGCUGAAGGUGUGAGUAAUGCUCAACUGAUCACCUAACCAGCAGAAACUUGAAAUGGGCUUUGAGAAAGUCUAGCUAAAGCAAAUACAAACCAUAUUAAACGUGGGAGGCCAGUUGGCCAAUAAGUUAGCCAAUAAUUAAGUAGUGUUGGAAGUUCUGAAUCAGCAACCUGUUCACUGCAUGUACUUUUCUUCAUACUAAUUUGUUCUUCUUUUAUAUCAAGAGCUCACUUAAAACACCCUGUAACCAGAGUUAAGAUAGUAAGCGAGGUGGCAAAUAGACUGUUCAUAAUCCCCAUCUUAGAUGAGGGUCAAAUCUACUUUUAAAGAAAGAAGUGUUCAAAAUCUCAUUCUUGACUUUUCCAUCUUGUUUACAGGCAAGUCAGCUAUCUUUUAGUUUUGAAGCCAGCACAAGCUCUGAUGAAACUCUUGUAGGAGGCAAAUGGACAUCAGAUGAUUCAGAAUUAAAACCUUAUAGAACAGUUUUAGUUCUUUCUACUGACAAGUUUGAUGAAGCACUAGAAGGGAUACAUACAAUGCUUACUCAAUAAAAAAACACCACUAUAAUCUAGUGUGGUUUAUUAACUGUACUUUUAAACUGUGACCUUUGUGCUUACACAAUAAACUUGUGCAGCCAAACAGAGUACCAGAAGAAGAUUACAGGCUUGAUUGUGUUCAAACUGACCAAUGACCCAAUAUUGCAAACAGCAGGAUUUGAAAUUAUCCUGGUCAAACAUUUUGGUGCUCAUUUUGAAACAAGAACUGUAAGGAACUCGGUAGUUUUAUCUUUCAGGUGCUUUAUUUAUAAUUUCACAGGUGCACUUAUGAAUUUUAAUUCAUAAACAUAAGGGAUUUUUAAGUCAAUUUUAUAACUGGCACAGAUUUUAGUUUGUUUCUUUUGGAAAUUCCAAGAUUGCAAUGUAGAUUCUUAAUUUCACAUCAAGAACUCAAUCAUUGCAAUGAGAGAAGUCAAAUUCCUUAGACUGGAUUCUUCAAGAACUGGCAGGAACAUGACAGGCUCAAAUUUCCAUUGGUAAAAAAAAUCAUGGAUCAUAACCUUGUGAUAAUAUUUAUAUUUUCUUGGAUAGUACAUUGUAUCUUUUACUGAGCUACAAAGGACCACUUUUGGAGUAGCAAGUACAACAUGCAAAUUUUGUAAGGC
Porites evermanni is the source of this 6361-nucleotide messenger RNA. The record is from the annotation of a GenBank genome assembly. NCBI's taxonomy places the organism in Eukaryota, Metazoa, Cnidaria, Anthozoa, Scleractinia, Poritidae.